This is a messenger RNA of Paramecium primaurelia, 498 nucleotides long. The record is from the annotation of a GenBank genome assembly. NCBI's taxonomy places the organism in Eukaryota, Ciliophora, Oligohymenophorea, Peniculida, Parameciidae.
AUGAAAAAUUAGAUCUUCUUAUUCGAUCUAAAAGCAGACAAUAUAUAUCUAAAAAUGCUUAGGCACUUUUUCCCUAUUUAAGAUAAGUCCCUUUUAGAAACAGUUAAACUCAUAUCUAUAUACCUAAUUAUUCAAUCUAAAGAAUUCAGGCAGCAUAAUCUACUCAACCAAAAAUUUAUGAAUAAUCAGAAUAAUAGAACUCCAUAAACAGAUAGAAAUAUCACAUAAUUUAUUGCUAAAAUACACCCUAUUUGUUAACCUUAAUCAGUUUCUCCAAUUAGUAUGAUUUAAUUAUAGACAGAUAAGAUAUAAUAACCAAAAAAAUUCAGUGAACUACAUUUGAUUUAUUUUUAUUUUAUUGAUGAAUUCAAUUUACAAUAUAUAAAUUAAUUUUAUGACAUCAUAAAAAAACCCCUAUAAGUAGUCUCAAUAUAAGGAAAAUAGAUAGAAAAUGAAAUUAUUAUCAUUAGAAUAAAUGAUCAACAGAUUGUAAAUUGA